AAAACGCUGUUUCAACCGCUCCUUCGAGCCAAUGGUCUUCCAAGCUAUUAUUGGGGGCGACAAUUAGGAUGUCCUGAUGUCGCUUCAGCUUUCGUCAAUUGGGACAGUGUUGACCACCAUACAAGGUUUACAGCGACCAGGAAAUUCGCGCCGAUCCUGGAUGCAGUUACGGAACUCAUCAUUGGGCCACCGCAGCUAUGGCAUAUUCCUUCGGAACCUUUCCCUCCAACGCCAGCGCUGGCCGCGUCUCCCGGACAAGUAACUGAAACUGUGAUCCUGUAUUUUCCCGCGCAGUACGACCGAUCUUCCCAGCUGCGCUUCCACAACGGAGUGCAACGAUAAGGUAACAUUCUUGAUUGUACAGCAAAAGGCUUUAAGUACUUCGCAGGGGUUUGCGCCGUCGAAGAGUUCGAGAACCCAGGUACUGCUAACAAUUCCAGGGCAUCUUUCCUAUUGACCGGAUGGGAAAAUAGAGGGGCUGCUUUAGAUUUCAGGAAUACCCAAACGUUCACCCGCAAUUUACAUCUGUUUUUCGGGCAAGAGAUCUGCAGAGAGAUGAAGUUUUCCACGUUUGGGGGACAGAACUAGAGAAAAAGUAG
This is a messenger RNA of Exophiala aquamarina CBS 119918, 599 nucleotides long. RefSeq lists its product as uncharacterized. The annotation marks the transcript as partial. The record is from RefSeq and is a predicted model, not a curated record. Lineage: Eukaryota; Fungi; Ascomycota; Eurotiomycetes; Chaetothyriales; Herpotrichiellaceae. The transcript is spliced from 2 exons.